Molecule: messenger RNA, 1728 nt
Organism: Auxenochlorella protothecoides
Lineage: Eukaryota; Viridiplantae; Chlorophyta; Trebouxiophyceae; Chlorellales; Chlorellaceae
Product: NADH-cytochrome b5 reductase 1
Exons: 10
Coding region: 1-1728 (575 amino acids)
Biological process (GO): electron transport chain
Molecular function (GO): cytochrome-b5 reductase activity, acting on NAD(P)H
Source: RefSeq, a predicted model, not a curated record
AUGGCCAAGAGUGUCACCAGCUUGGCUGUGGGCGCGGGGGCUGCAACCGCGUACCUCCGCCCCGACCUGGUCGCUGGCGCUGCCAGGGAUAUGGCCUUCGGGUCGUUUCCCAGUUUUUCGACCGUCUCCGGCAGUAAUGCAGCUUUCGCCGAGACGGAAGCCUUAAAGGCGAUGGUUGAACAGCUCUCCAGAGACCUGAAAUCUCAUCAGCAGCGUGUGAUGGUCGUGCAGACAGGGAACGAGAGGGGUGCGGGCCUGACGACGUACGCUGUCGGCAUCGUGGGGGUGGGCACUGUCUUGUACCUGACGGUGGUGCGUGGCUGGCGCCUGGGCGACUUCCUGUAUGUCACCCGGCGGGGCCUGCAGCAAGGCCUCGGCCAGCUCCACACACGUUUGGAGGGUCUGAAUGCGCGCCUUAAUGACGUCAAGGCCCGUCUCCAGGCUAAGCUGAAUGAGCUGGGAGGUAAGCAGGACGCCACCAUCGCUGCCCAGCGCGAGAUGUCCCAGCGCUUGGAUGAGGUGGGCCGGGACGUCACAAACACUGGCAGCCAGGUUCGGCAGAUCCACGGGAAGGUCUAUGACAUGGACUCGGCGUUGGUGGAGGUUGGCGCCAACCAGCGGCAUGCCAACCACGGCAUCUUCAUCCUGUGCAAGGCGGUGGGGGAACUGAUGCAGGGCUCCAACAUCGCGUCGCGGGCAGAGCUCCUGGAGUUCACCCAGCACCCAAUCUGGCAGGGAGAUCGCCUGCAGGGGCUGGAGAGCGUCCUGGGAGACAUGGAUGCCAACAGCAAGGGCAAGCGUCCGUUCCUGCUGGGCGGACCCGAUUGGCAGGACGUGGUGGGCCUCCAGGGACACCUUAUGUCCUCCGGCGUAGGAUUCGAGAGCAUGGUGGACUCCGUCUUCCUGGACGUGAUCCGGGUGGUUCCACAGCUCCUGCUGGUGGUCCUUGUCGUCAUCGUAGCAGUACUGAUCGGGAAAGAUAUCUUGAAUGGCAUGCGGCGGCCCUUCCUCAAGCCCGACCAGUGGCAAGCGCUCCCCCUGACUGAGGUGAAGAAGACAACGCAUAACACGCGCCUUUUCCGCUUCGCGCUACCCCAUGUCGAUCAGCAGCUGGGACUGCCCGCGGGUCAGCACAUCACGCUCAAGGUUACAGGACCCCAUGGCGACGAGAUCCUCAGGCCCUACACACCAGUCUCUGACAUCUCCCAGCGUGGGACCGUCGAUUUCCUGAUCAAGGUCUAUCCCGAGGGCCGCAUGUCCCAGGCGUUGGAUGCCCUGGCUGUGGGAGACAAGGUGCUCUUCAAGGGGCCAAAGGGGCGAUUCGUGUACAAGCCGGACACCUGGAAUGCCAUCGGCAUGCUGGCUGGGGGCACGGGGAUCACGCCCAUGUACCAGCUGCUGCAGAAGAUCCUGAAGGACCCGAAUGACACGACAGAGAUCUCGCUGAUCUUUGGAAAUGUCACCGAGGAUGACAUACUGCUGCAGAAGGAGCUGGAGGAGAUGGCGAGUAAGCACAAGCGAUUCAAGGUAUUCCACGUCCUCAACAACCCUCCAGCUCAGUGGACUGGAGGUGUUGGGUUCAUCUCCGAAAGCAUGAUCAGGGAGCACUUCCCGGCACCGGCUGCUGAUGUCCUCAUUCUGCGGUGUGGGCCUCUGCCCAUGAUGAAGGCCAUGGAAACCCACCUGGACAGGCUCGGGUACACCCGCGAAGUCCAGUUUCAGUUCUGA